This is a messenger RNA of Colletes gigas, 6986 nucleotides long. Its product is annotated as inositol hexakisphosphate and diphosphoinositol-pentakisphosphate kinase 2. Gene Ontology annotation, cellular component: cytosol. The record is from RefSeq and is a predicted model, not a curated record. Gene Ontology annotation, biological process: inositol metabolic process; inositol phosphate biosynthetic process. Lineage: Eukaryota; Metazoa; Arthropoda; Insecta; Hymenoptera; Colletidae. Gene Ontology annotation, molecular function: inositol hexakisphosphate kinase activity; 5-diphosphoinositol pentakisphosphate 1-kinase activity; diphosphoinositol pentakisphosphate kinase activity. The transcript has 30 exons. Bases 203 to 6397 code for a protein of 2064 amino acids.
GUCCGAAAACUGCAAAACGCAGAUAAGAAUUCAAAAUCGAGCAGAGGUUCGAAGUUGCUUAUUGAAUUCUUAUUGUCAUACUUGAUAUUUAAACUUAACAGUACCAAAACAGCAAGUUAAUUUGGAAGAAGAUCGGAUUACAGUAAAUUCUUUAAAUCAACGCUGAAGCAGUUUUUCUUUCCUCAAUGAAACCUGUUCUGACAUGUCUUACACUGAAUUGGAACAUGGUUAUCAGGGUUUACGGAAUGCCACUCGACCAAUUUUUUAUGUAGGAGACAUAAACACGGUACAACCAACCCUUGUGGGUCCUGUUGCUUCUUCUAUAUAUCGUUCAUCAAAAAGAGCCGAGCUGUCGGACGGGUGUAGCAAUGAUGAUAGUUGCAUGGGUGGUAAUGAUUUGGAAGGGGAAGGAAAACAAGUUCUGGUUGGAGUCUGUGCGAUGGCCAAAAAGUCGCAAAGUAAACCGAUGAAGGAAAUUUUAACAAGAUUAGAAGAAUUUGAAUACAUUAAAAUAAUAGUAUUUCCUGAAGAAGUUAUUUUAAAGGAAUCGGUAGAAGAUUGGCCAAUUGUUGAUUGUUUAAUAAGUUUUCAUAGUAAGGGUUUUCCUCUUGACAAAGCUAUAAAUUAUGCUAAUCUUAGAAAUCCUUUUAUUAUCAAUAAUUUACCAAUGCAAUAUGAUAUCCAGGACCGCAGAAGAGUUUAUGCCAUCUUAAGUAGCGAGGGUAUUGAAAUUCCAAGAUAUGCUGUUCUGGAUAGAGAUUCUUCUGAUCCAAAACAUCAUGAAUUGGUGGAAUCAGAAGAUCAUGUGGAAGUUAAUGGUGUUACGUUCAAUAAACCAUUUGUGGAAAAGCCAGUAUCCGCUGAGGAUCAUAAUAUUUAUAUUUAUUAUCCUACAUCUGCAGGAGGAGGCAGUCAGAGGUUAUUCAGAAAGAUCGGAAGUCGUAGUAGUGUAUAUUCACCAGAAUCCCGGGUACGCAAAACAGGCUCAUACAUUUACGAAGAUUUUAUGCCUACUGAUGGCACAGAUGUUAAAGUUUAUACCGUGGGUCCGGAUUAUGCCCAUGCGGAAGCAAGAAAAAGUCCUGCGCUAGACGGAAAAGUUGAAAGAGAUUCGGAAGGAAAAGAAAUUCGCUAUCCUGUUAUAUUAAGCAAUGCCGAAAAACUAAUCAGUAGAAAAGUGUGUUUAGCUUUCAAACAAACGGUUUGUGGUUUCGACUUGCUCAGGGCAAAUGGUCAAUCAUUCGUGUGUGAUGUAAAUGGAUUCAGUUUUGUAAAAAACUCAAAUAAAUAUUACGAUGACUGUGCUAAGAUUUUAGGAAAUAUGAUUCUAAGGGAGUUAGCACCUACUUUGCAUAUUCCGUGGAGUGUUCCCUUUCAGUUGGAUGAUCCACCUAUUGUACCCACUACAUUCGGAAAAAUGAUGGAAUUACGUUGUGUUGUUGCUGUUAUAAGACACGGGGAUAGAACUCCAAAACAGAAAAUGAAAGUGGAAGUUCGACAUCCAAAAUUUUUUGAAAUAUUUGCAAAAUACGAUGGUUAUAAACAUGGUCAUAUUAAAUUGAAACGGCCUAAGCAGUUACAAGAGAUUUUAGAUACCGCGCGUAGUCUAUUAGCUGAAAUACAACAUCGAGCCGCGGGGCCAGAAUUAGAAGAAAAGCAAGGAAAACUUGAACAACUAAAAAGCGUUUUAGAAAUGUACGGUCACUUCUCAGGAAUAAACCGCAAAGUACAAAUGAAAUAUCAACCAAGAGGACGACCAAGGGGAAGUUCCUCGGAUGAUGGUACAAAGAAUCGACUUGGAGAACCAUCGCUUGUCUUGAUCCUAAAAUGGGGUGGAGAAUUAACACCAGCUGGUCGAAUUCAAGCAGAGGAGUUAGGAAGAAUAUUUCGCUGCAUGUACCCUGGUGGUCAAGGUAGACACCUUAGUGAGGAAGACUCAGAGAUGUUACCAAACCACGGUGACUAUGCUGGUGCUCAAGGUUUGGGUUUACUUCGACUUCAUUCGACUUUUCGUCACGAUUUGAAAAUUUACGCAAGCGAUGAAGGAAGAGUUCAGAUGACAGCAGCUGCUUUUGCAAAAGGUUUACUCGCAUUAGAGGGCGAAUUAACGCCCAUAUUAGUACAGAUGGUUAAGAGCGCCAAUACUAAUGGUCUCUUGGACAAUGAUUGUGAUAGUAGUAAAUAUCAAAAUAUGGUAAAAACACGACUCCAUGAAUUAUUACAACAGGAUAGAGAAUUUACUCGCGAAGAUCGGGAACAAAUAAACCCUGGGAAUGCAUUGAGUAUUAAUGCAGCCAUGGAUUUUGUUAAAAACCCUGUUCGAUGUUGUCAACACGUACAUAUUUUAAUCCAAAAAUUAAUGGAUAUUGUGCGCAUUAAAAAAGAUGAUCCGAAGACUAAAGAUGCAAUUCUUUACCAUGGAGAAACAUGGGAAUUAAUGGGCCGUCGGUGGGGAAAGAUUGAAAAAGACUUCUGUACCAAACAUAAGAGAUUCGAUAUAUCAAAAAUUCCGGACAUUUAUGAUUGUAUAAAAUAUGAUUUGCAACAUAACAAUCAUACAUUGCAAUUUGAGCAUGCAGAAGAAUUGUAUAUUUAUUCCAAAUAUUUGGCAGACAUUGUUAUACCCCAGGAAUAUGGAUUAACGGUGCAAGAGAAACUUACAAUAGGGCAAGGUAUUUGCACUCCUCUUCUAAAAAAGAUAAGAGCGGAUUUGCAAAGAAAUAUUGAAGAAUCAGGAGAAGAAACGGUUAAUAGGCUCAAUCCAAGGUACUCUCAUGGAGUUUCGAGUCCUGGUCGUCAUGUACGCACAAGACUUUACUUUACAAGUGAAAGUCAUGUACAUUCAUUGUUAACAGUUUUGCGUUACGGUGGUUUACUUGAUGUAAUGAAAGAUGAGCAAUGGCGCCGGGCUAUGGAGUAUGUUAGCAUGGUUUCUGAAUUAAACUAUAUGUCACAAAUUGUAGUUAUGUUAUACGAAGAUCCAACUAAGGAUCCCAGUAGCGAAGAACGUUUUCACGUUGAAUUACAUUUUAGUCCCGGUGUUAAUUGUUGCGUGCAAAAGAAUUUGCCACCGGGACCGGGCUUUAGACCUCAUUCGCGCAACGAAAGUAGUCAUAAUAUUGGUGAAAGUGGUGGUGGUUCUGCUCAAGAUACUAUUUCUCAAUGUAGCGCACGAAUAGAAGAAGAAGAUGUAGAACUAGGAAUUUUGGAAGAUGAUUUCAUGAAUCCGUCGAUACAAUCCGAUACACCUCCUCCAGUGAUGGAAACAGAUGUCACAGAUUUAACUAUGGAUAGUCCAACAACUAGCAGAGCUGUUGAUAUGAUGGAUCUAGAUCCUAAUAUGAUGGAUGAACCAUUUGAUAGUGGUUUCUUGCAAAGUUCGGCACCAAUUCCAAUAAGUGCUAGAACUGUAGCGGGCCAUGAAGCAGCUAGACUUGGUAGCCAAUUAGCUGCUAGUCAACGUCAACGACGGAACGCAGAGAGAGGUGGAAUUGUUGAACCACGUGCACGUAGUUACGAUCAUCAAAGACAAGAUAAAGCUGAAAAAGCUGCGGACAAGCUGCAGUAUCAGAGCUUGGACGCGGUCAACAAAGAAGGAGAGCAUGCUACAGAGUGUCGAACACAGAGAUCUAGCCAGGCUUUGCUGCACGUGCCAAUGGGAAAGUCAGUGGCUUUGUCGCACUCCUUCAGUUCACCAGAGUUACCUGUUCCUUCGACUGAAACCUUUACUUCAACACCUUUGGUGACUUUACAUAAUACUCCCCUAGUUUCACCGAACAGCAGGACUUCGGAUAUCACGAAUAUCGUGCUCCCAGUUCCCACAGUUCGUUCUUCGACAUGUCUUGAUACCGAUUCUGAAGAGACUCGACCUCGGCCACGUUCUCAAAGUAAGAAAUACGGACGUUCCCAUACAGAAAUGAUUCUUCCCUGCGUCGAAUGUAACGGUGAGUUGAGCGAUCCUAUGAAGCUGCCACGAAACAAUCCGUGGCCAAAGUCUUCCCUUUCGUUAUCCUGUCACGAAAGAAUCCGAGAUACCGCAAAAGGGCGAAUCGAAACCGAGAAACGAUCUCGUUCGUUGUCUCCCUACCUACCCAGAUGUCUUUGUUAUAACUGUAAUGUAUCAGAGCUGAUAUUGCGGAGCAGAGAACUACCACCUGUGGAACGUUCCAAUUUCGACACCUACUUCGCUCGCUCGCUGUCGCAUAAGUUUUUUAAUUGUUCCUGUUACUUAAACUUACGUCAGGACGAAUCUACUUGUUCCUCUUGCAGCGUUUCUUCCAAUGACAGUUAUGGAAAUGUCAAUGAAUCUCGACAAUCGGUCAACUUUGAUCUAGACGUUGGGUUAUUCCAUGCAUAUCAUAAAGGACAACGUUCUGUGUUCCUUGAAAGAGAGAUUCCUAAUUCUUAUUGCUCAGAGUCUGCGUCUAGUGAACCUUCUGUGUGUAAACGUCAGAUAUCCAAGGAAAAGCAGAAGUGGAGACCCAACAUGAAAGUAACUAAACGGAUGUUUAAUGGUGGAUCUGUUGUUGAGAAUAACCGUACGCCAACCAGAACGAUAUCCUGUCCCAAUUUGUCUGUAUCUGAUAUCCCUCCUCUUGUCAGUUCACUUUGUUCGAUUAAAAGUUCCUCAGCCAGCUGUUCUCGGACACGCAGACAUCGAUCUUGUACUAAUGUGAGUCUCCAACGGCACAGUAGUCUGGUAGAAGUACCAGAUCAUAGUAGUAUGCUUUAUCAUACGUCCUCUGUGCACAAUAAUGAUGUUCACAACUAUCACGAUAUUCCUCGCAAAUCUAACUAUCGUACCAAGUGUCCACGUGCACCGUUCUCCCGACUCCAGCCUCAACGAUCCUUCUCAUCUCCAGACACACGACCUUCAAUCAUUCAACCUGACCCUACCUGCACAGCAAGGCGCCACCGUCACAGUAUCUCCGGACAGAUGAGUUAUUUCAAGCUGUUGGGCUACAACAUCAACAAGAAGCUAACUGGAUCAGCGAACAGUUUGUUCAGCACCGCAGUUAUCAGUGGAUCCUCAAGUGCCCCGAAUCUAAAGGACAUGGUACCUCCUCAUGCAUCCGCUGUUGCUGCCAUAGAUGGUUUCGGCGGUGUACCUCCAAUAAGACCUUUGGAGACACUUCACAAUGCACUAUCACUACGUCAGUUGGAUUCUUUCUUGGAAAUGAUGACGAGUGCUCCCUUGUUUCGAACACCUGCUUCUUCGCCUCCAAAAUAUCCGUCGCCCGCUGGAUCAACGCACGAAUCCGUUAAUCAAACACUCGGUAUUGGUGGAAUCAGUCGCGAGUACCACUCUUCCGACCUGGAAGCUGUCAGGUACCGUAAGAAAUUAAGUAAACCACCAUUAUACAUCACACCGACUCCUAUACAAUACAAAUCUUCAAACGACGGAGAAACUUGCGACAUUAGAAAUCAAUUAUCUCCAACUAGUCCUAACAGUACUGGAUGGAAUAGUGAACCACAAUCGUUUCUAUCAUCUGAACCUUCGUCUCCUGCUCCAACUUCAACAGGAGAGUGUAGUAUGUCCAUAAGUCUAAUUAGCAACGAAGGAGUACAGUCUUUUAACACGGGAGCUAAAUUUCCUACGACUCCUUGUCUGGAUGUUGAUUUCAACGAAUUUUGCAUGAAUAUUGAUCAAGAUCAUAGAGAAAGUCGUGGUAGUGUGUCAUAUACGGAUUAUUAUAGCAACGAAGACGGUCAAAUUCGGAAAUGUGGUUUUGGAGCCGGUUUUGGUAGUAAUUUUCAGAAAAUCAUACGCACCGAUGAUCUUCCUAUUGAUAAUAUCGAUGACGACGAAGACCAUACAAUAACAUUAAAGCAAACUGAAGAACAAAAGAAACAGGAUGUUAAAGAAAUAUUUGAACAAAAGGAGAAUCUGAAUAUAAAGUCUAAUAGUUACAAGAAAAUUGGACGAUUUCUUGUUGAAAGUAUGGAUAUAUCGGAUGAAGACGUCAGGAUCAAAGAAGUGGACGCUAUAUUUGACAAAGUAAAGCCGUCCAUCUCUCAGAAAGCUGAAUCUUCUAAUGCAGAAAAAGGUCAGAAAAAUAAAGAUAAAAGUACAGAAAUGAUUCAAGACCAAAAAAAAACCCACCCUCCUAACAGUCAUAAGAGGAAAAUUUUUUCUCGGUCGCAAAGUGUUUCUGCGCCAAAAGCGGUUGUAUCAAAGGCUGAAACGAACUUCAGUUAUAAAUGCACAUCCAAAUUAAGCUCACUUUCAAAUAUGUCGGGUAAAGAUUUAGAAAAUUGGAAGCAGAACAUGAUGCAACCAGAACCUCCUCCGACCACAGUAAACAUAGAAGAACCAAUCCUGACAGUUGCAAGUAGUUUGACAAGCAGCACUAGCGUAACAAUAGGUUUCAAUGUUGAAGAGCAGAAAUUAGAAUGACUUGACUCUUAAAAGUGUUAUUUUUGUCUUUUAUUAUUGACGUUUAUCCAUAAAUCUAGCUUUUUAAUCAUAGAACGUUAUUUUACUAGAUUAGUAACAAAUAGAUAUUCUCCUUACACAUAGUAUUCAAAAGUUGUUGCUUUAUAUUUAAAUACAACACACUAGCAAAAUAGUUUGAAGCGAGAACACUAAUAAACUGAAAUUUAUAUUACGCGAUCAAUUAGAAAUAAAUUUCUACAUUUCAUUUGUAAACAUACAAAAUUACAUUUCUAUGUUACUUUUUCUUCAUAGUUUUCGAAGAUACUACAAAUAUUUUAAAUGAAUUUAAUAUCUUGAAAACAUAAGUAUUAUACCGAUAACUUUAUUUAGUAUGUAUCCCCAUAGCAUACAGAUGUACAUAUUCUUUUACCUUUUGUUUAUUGAUGAAGAAUAUGAGCUUUUCUUUGUGAUUUAAAAAAUGAAUAAGAAUUGCUUAUUGAUGGAUAAUAUUAAAACUGACCCAAUAGUGUUAACAUUCCACUUUUUGGUUCUUCAAGUUUGUACUUAUCACUUUGUAGUAGAUUAUUUUUAAAUUUAUGCUUGUAUGUAU